UAGGUUACCGUCCCGUCCCUGCAGCCUCAGCAGCAUCAUGGUGGACAUUUGUGUGAAGAGCGGAGCUGCUUGGGUUUGUAACUCUCCUGAACGUCACCUGUCUGAUGUCCUGCUUCCUGUUUACAACGGUAACAAAGACAAUGAUGACGAGGGAGAGGAGACACAUCGAGGUGACCCGGUGCUGUUGGAGCAGACGGAGGAAGGGUCUCCCUGCGUCUUGAUGCUCCACUGCAGCCCCGGCUCCCCAGCAGUCAUCAGCCGCCUGCUGCUCGUCAGCGAGGCUCGAACCAUGGAGGUGUACGACCAGACGGGAGAAUACUGUGGAACGGUACGGGGAGAGAGGGACGACAGCAUCCAGCCAGACUGUGCAGACAGAGGGCCUUUCUACAGGAAACAGCUGAUCCUCGAUGAUCCAUCCUCAGCCUGUGAAGUGAAGCUGCUCUCUCUGGCCGGUAGAAGCAGCGUUUUGGUGUGUCAAGUCCUCGUGGGUCUUCAGCAGCUGCAGCCCGCCCCGGCUCGCGGUCCUGGCAUCAACAUGCAGCAGGUCCAGAGUCUGGUUGACGAGAUGGGGACGAGCCUCUCACCCGGAGCACAGAACCUCAUGGAGAUGGUGCACAUCCAACAGAAGAACCAGACGAGCUCUCUGGACGGCCUCCUGCCUCUCCUGAUGGGUGGAGGAGCGUUCUCCGCCCUGACACGAGGAGCCACAGCAGCUCUCAGGAACGAGCCUCAGCCUGCAGACUUCAGGCAGCCUCCAGUUUCACCGGCUCAGAACGGAGCGGCGUCUGACUCCUCUACCUCGUCUUCCUCCCCCUCAGAAAUGUCCCUGUCUAGUGUCAGCAGCAGAAACACAACCGGCAGUGAGAGCAGAAGUCCGGUGAGCCACUCCCAGCUGACGGAGAUGAUGUCACACUUCCUGAACGGGCACGGCCAGGCGUCGAGCUCCGGCCCCGGCCCCGACUUCCUGCCCAUGCUCCAGAGCGUCUGCGGUCAGGUGACUCAGCUGAGGCUGGACGACGCGGCGGCAGAGAGGGAGAAGGCGAUGAGGAACGGCUCAUGGGAGUUGGACGCAGCCAUGGAGCGCCGCCUUGAGGAGAUGGAGAAGAGGUUGAAGGAGCACAUGGACCGCCGCCUGGACGCUCUGGAGCAGAAGCUGGAGAAAGCCUUGCUGAGCGCUCUGCCGCUGGUCGCCCUCAACCAGGCGGCCGUCGGCGGCUCGGCGGGGGGGGGGAGCUACACCCGGCCCUCUGACGGAGCAGACCGCACCAACGCCUGCUAUGCACUGACAUCAUGUGACCACUCAAAGCUUUAAACUUCACCUCAGUGUCAGAGUGGAUGCUGAUGAGCAGGACGGAGACGCUAACACAAUGAUCUGAUCAAACUUAACAUUGUGUUUAAAUUUAACCCUU
Scomber japonicus (chub mackerel) is the source of this 1409-nucleotide messenger RNA. RefSeq names its product chromosome 20 C10orf88 homolog (gene c20h10orf88). Lineage: Eukaryota; Metazoa; Chordata; Actinopteri; Scombriformes; Scombridae. The record is from RefSeq and is a predicted model, not a curated record. The transcript has 8 exons. The coding region runs from base 38 to 1312 and encodes 424 amino acids.